Messenger RNA from Pararge aegeria (speckled wood butterfly), 876 nucleotides. RefSeq lists its product as uncharacterized. The transcript is spliced from 7 exons. The coding region runs from base 1 to 876 and encodes 291 amino acids. The record is from RefSeq and is a predicted model, not a curated record. Gene Ontology annotation, cellular component: neuron projection membrane. Gene Ontology annotation, biological process: synapse organization. NCBI's taxonomy places the organism in Eukaryota, Metazoa, Arthropoda, Insecta, Lepidoptera, Nymphalidae.
AUGUCGGAGGGGCAACGGUGCUUGGCGAUCAUCGUGCUCCUCAUUCACACUGUUAUUGGCACUGGAGAAGGUCCAUCACCACCACCCUCGACGCAGUCAUCUACGGUUAGAGAAGAACAGAAUGAGCUCACCGUCUCCUUCCCUCCUCUCGAUGAUAUAUUCGGCACGCCUGAAAAACACUUCGGUACUGAAAACAAUACUGUUGUGACUUCACAAACCGGAUCUACGGCUCUCCUGCCAUGCGUCAUUAGAAAUAUUGGCGAUGGAAUUGUAUCAUGGAUCAGAAGAAAAGACUAUCAUUUACUGACCGUCGGCCUGACAACCUACAGCUCAGACCAGAGGUUUCAAGCCAUCCAUCUUCAACAUUCAGAAGACUGGACUCUAAAAGUACGAUUCGUUCAGAAUCGUGAUGCCGGUGUCUACGAAUGCCAAGUGUCAUCACAUCCGCCCACUAGUAUAUUUUUGAGGCUCGACGUAGUUGAGGCCAGAGCUCAAAUAUCAGGGCCCACUGAGAAAUACUUAAAGCCUGGUUCUACACUGAGAUUGCAGUGUUCAGUGGUGCAGACUACGGAAGCUCCAGCUUUCGUAUUUUGGUACCACAACAGCAGAAUGAUAAACUACGAUGCUGAACGAGGCAUCAACGUCACAACAGACCCUGAACAACGGCUUUCAGACCUUCUCAUCCCAGCGACGAGUGUAUCCCAUGCAGGGAACUAUACCUGCGUGCCGAACAACGCUGUCCCAGCUAGUAUUUACGUCCAUAUAUUUAAUGGUGAGAACCCGGCCGCCAUGCAGUCUUCAUCACCCAGCUAUAUCCAGCUAAACAUCUACAGCCUGCUUUAUGCCUUAACGUCUGUGAAUAUCAUUAUACGGUGA